AUGUACGAGGCAGAUAUCCUCGUGGAAGACGGCGUAAUCACGAAACUCGAGAAGGACAUUAGCCCACCAGAGGGUGCAGAAGUGAUAGACGCUCAAGGAAAAUUGAUCUUUCCGGGCGGUGUGGAUUGUGACUGCCGGCUACUCAACCCAUCUGAUGAAAUACCUGUUGCCGACAACUUUAAGUCAGCCUCACUAGCUGCUCUCUGUGGAGGCACAACCACAAUUGGUGAGUUUAUCUCAACCUGUAUUUUUUCGUUGAAUGCGUUUACCAGACCCUUUGUUUGGUGUUUAUUCUGGCUACCUGGUCUCACGCAAUUUAGUCUACUUGAUUGUUUAGAAACCAUGUCAUCUAUGGGGAAAUUGUUGAAUCUGUAUCUAAAAUAA
Dibothriocephalus latus is the source of this 384-nucleotide messenger RNA. NCBI's taxonomy places the organism in Eukaryota, Metazoa, Platyhelminthes, Cestoda, Diphyllobothriidea, Diphyllobothriidae. The record is from the annotation of a GenBank genome assembly.